Molecule: messenger RNA, 1218 nt
Organism: Xenia sp. Carnegie-2017
Lineage: Eukaryota; Metazoa; Cnidaria; Anthozoa; Malacalcyonacea; Xeniidae
Exons: 3
Coding region: 369-935 (188 amino acids)
Source: RefSeq, a predicted model, not a curated record
GACCGACUUUCUUUAAUGCUCUUAAUAAAUUGCUCGCUUAAGAUGUCUACUUUAAAGGAGCGUCUUCAAAUUGUGCGCUUCAUCCUUCCACGAUAUCACCCUGUCGAUAGAAUAGACCAAGCAGGCCAGCGGAGGAAAAAUUUGCGCAGAGUUUGUUAAACAUUGGUCUACCAAACGCUGCAAUUUUCCCCAAUUUGCGGAUACCAACGAUACCGACUUCUCGUAAAAGACGCAAAAAUCCGAUAAAAGACGCAAGGGAUGUCGUAACGGACCUUAUACACGUGAGAUAGAUUUUGUUUUGAUUCACCAUAGUGGGAUAUACGUAUUGGAAAUAAAAAAUUGGUCUGGGAAUCUUUCCGUUAGUAAAGAUGGUGGGAAAUGGAUUCAGUCAACGCUUAGAGGUUAUAGUUCAUAAAGAAUAUUUGAAGCCAAGAGUUGUAUUCGUGAACAGAAAUAUUUGCAUCGACAAGAGAAUAGAAAACCAGUCAGAAGUUAUUCUUCCAAAUCAAUAUCGAAAGUUUAUUGGCGGUUUUCGAGAGGGCUCCGUUACAGACAAUGCACGACGGUUACCGGAAGCACUACAGCAUGAAGUAAAGGACGUUUUGAAGAAUGUUGGCUCAUGGGAUGUGAUGUAUUUGAAUGGUGGUAAGCAGUUACAUGGGGAUUUCAAAGGUUGUCCAUGUAUUACAGUUGAUAGAAAGAUAACUGAACGCCUUGUUUUUUCACAUGAACGAAGUUGUAUAAUAGGUUUUUUUUCUGCCUUAUUUGGACAAACUCCGUCUGUGAAAGUCACCUUACAUGAACGAGAAAACACAGGUUAUCGGACGAAGAUUCAAAUCCCUCACGAUGCAUUGUUUCAAUUUCAUGAAUGUGGUGUUAAUAAUGACGUCAGUAUUUUAGCAAAUGACAUUAACAAGAUUGAAUUAAGUAUUUAACUUGAUUUCAUUCAUCGAUUAUUGCACAUAGAGAUGUACCAUUGAUAUAGACAAGCUUUUUUCAGAGUCUGUUUAGUUUAGAGUAAUUUAUGAUUACGUAAGUAGUCUUAUUUUCAAAACCUUGUAAACUAUAGUUUAGUUAGUUUAGUAGACUAUAGUUUCAGCAUUUGUUUUUUACUAAUUUUAUUUAUAUUUUGCUUAAACAUUAAUACAAUAUCUUGGGAUUUUUUUCAACGAUAACUAUUUAGAUUUUACUUUAAUUAAAUUUUAGUUUUUGAUUAGA